Molecule: messenger RNA, 894 nt
Organism: Pistacia vera
Lineage: Eukaryota; Viridiplantae; Streptophyta; Magnoliopsida; Sapindales; Anacardiaceae
Exons: 2
Coding region: 1-894 (297 amino acids)
Source: RefSeq, a predicted model, not a curated record
AUGUCUGAAACGCCAGUAAAUCAGAAUUCUGGCAUAGAUAAGGGAUGUGAAAGAAAUCACAGUAGGGAUAACAGGAAAGAUGACAAAAAAAUUCGCAAGCUCGAGCAACCCAUUUUUAACAGAGAUGAUCCAUUUGGCUGGACUUUCAAGGCUGACAGAUACUUCGCCAUUAAUCAAUACAAAGAGAAGGAGAUGGUGGAGGCAGCAGCCAUGUGCAUGGAAGGAAGAGCCUUAAACUGGUAUCAAUGGCUUGAAUCCCCAAGACCAGUCCAGAGUUGGAAGGACUUCAAAGUGGCUCUAAUUGACAGAUUCAGACCAUCCUUUCAAGGGACAGCCUAUGAGGCACUGGUAGCACUAAGACAGAUUGCUUCAGUGACAAAGUACCGUGAAGAAUUUGAAGCACAUACAGCGCCGUUGAAAGAAUUAAGAGAGGAGAUGCUGAUGGGAAUCUUCAUCAAUGGACUGAAAGAAGAAAUCAGGGCUGAGUUGCCUCUUAUACAGGCCAAGGAUGUGGGUGAAGUGAUGGAGCAGGCCUAUCAGAUCCUAUUAGCUUGGGAAGAUGAGGAUCCAGAGAAGGGCGAAACAGUACCAGAUGACGAUGAAGAACCCAAUACUGAAGGUAACCCUCUAGCUCUAUCCAUGAACUCUAUUGUGGGAAUCACCUCUAACAAGACUCUGAAAAUAAAGGGGGAGAUUGAAGGGGUGGGAGUUAUUAUGUUGGUUGACAGUAGGGCAUCCCACAAUUUUAUUUCUCACGACUUGGUGCGCAAACUGGGCAUGCAAAUUGAAACAGGAAAAAGGUUUAGGGUAAUGGUUGGUAAUGGUGUCACAGUGAGAGGAGAAGGAGUUUGUAGGGCAGUACCACUGGAAGUUCAAGGCGUCAGGAUUACCUAG